AUGAUGGGAGAACGAACUACAGCAGCCCACCUCCCUGCUCUCCUUAGGAAGCAGCGGGCGCUGGCAGCCCUUCGCCUGCACAACGCGGGUCAUCUGUCGCUCGAGGAGCGCCGCUCUCUCUGGAGAGCAAACAACGGAGCCGCUCCGCGCCCCGGCCUCGCGCACGGCCACGCGCUCAUUGCCCCGCAACGGCCGCAGCGCGCGGCCGGCAGGGAAAUGGCAGAGCCGCGCAGCGCCGUGGCUGAGGACAGCUGCUGGAAACGAUACGUUGAAAGUGAGCUUGAAACUGCAAGAAGAUGGUCUCACAAAUGGGGAUUUUUGAAAACAGCUCUUGAGGAGUUGAUUGAAGAUGAAAAGAAAAAAAAACCAAAGCCCAAGAUACAGCUUCCAGAGCAUCUGCGGAUUCGACCUGUGACACCUGUGGAAAAAUAUAUUAAGGUGGAUCCAUCUCCUCCAGUUCCAAGGACUUCCCAGGGAUUUAUUGGCUGGAGAUCAGCUGUUCCAGAGCUGCAACUUGAACGUUGCUUUCAAAUCCAGAGCUGCAAAGGCGCCUUCUCCAAGGAUCUGCGCUGGCCACGCGAGCCCUCGGACUGA
This is a messenger RNA of Centrocercus urophasianus (Greater sage-grouse), 594 nucleotides long. It is a transcript of the gene CIMIP1, whose product is annotated as chromosome unknown C20orf85 homolog. Bases 1 to 594 code for a protein of 197 amino acids. NCBI's taxonomy places the organism in Eukaryota, Metazoa, Chordata, Aves, Galliformes, Phasianidae. The record is from RefSeq and is a predicted model, not a curated record. The transcript has 4 exons.